Messenger RNA from Meloidogyne enterolobii, 690 nucleotides. Lineage: Eukaryota; Metazoa; Nematoda; Chromadorea; Rhabditida; Meloidogynidae. The record is from the annotation of a GenBank genome assembly.
AUGCCGAUCAUCAUUCACUUUUUCUUCCAAACAUUUAUUGAGUCCGCAGAGAAUUUAUUACUUGAUUCGACUUUUCAAAUUAAAUUGGCGGAUUUUGGCUUUUCAAAUUUCUUCUCUCGAAAUGAUACUUUGGAUACCUUUUGUGGAAGUCCGCCUUAUGCCGCCCCUGAAGUUUUUGAAGGGAAAAGAUAUGCUGGGCCAGAAAUUGAUAUUUGGAGUCUCGGUGUUAUUCUUUAUGUAAUGGUUUGUGGAGCAUUGCCUUUUGAAGGCGCCAAUUUACAAUUGUUGAAAGAAAGAGGUGCGUUAAAUAAGGAAAUUUUUAAUCGUAAUAAAAUAUACUCAAAGGAAUUUUUGCCGAGCAAAUAUUGAAGCCAGUCUUAAAUUCUUAAAGCCAUUCUCUAUAAAUCUUAAAACCUAUCUUCUAUCCUAAGCUAAUCGAAAGACUUCUUUUCAAGUGCAAUUAAAUUAAUCGUGUCUCUUUCGAGCGAUCGAAGUUUGAAGCAAUUUUUUAAGAUUCUUUUUAACUUCAUUCGAGCUACUUUCCGAACUUCCUUCGGACCGAGUCGGGUCUCUUCAGAAAACUUCUUUCAUGAUCAGAAAGAAGCUUCUUUCUAACCAAGAAAGAAGCUUUCUGGCCGAGUAGGACCAUUUUGGUAGCUUUUUUCUUAAUCCAUUCAAAGGUGUAAUUUA